UUGAUAUACUUCAUUUAAAUGGAACUAUGGCGUCAAAGCUUUUGGGCGUAUGCUUCGUUUUCAUCGCUCUGAAUUUUUGUGAAACUUAUCUAAAUGGAAUUUGCACAAGGACUGAAUGGACAAGUGUUCCCAGACAGGUGAUGAAAACAAGAUCAGUGAAGUAUCAAAAGAAGCCAUGCUUUUUCAGAUGUUGGAAUACGAGACGAGAGUAUUAUAAAGUUACGGAGAACCAGAGGCAACGACGUGUUUUAUAUGAAUGCUGCAAAGGUUACAUACAAAUUGGAAUAAGCUCUAAGUCAUUCCCACAAUGUGUUCCACAAUGUGAACCUUCGUGCAGAAAUGGGACGUGUAUAAGUCCAAAUAGAUGUGAAUGUCAUCCAGGAUAUAACCUUCAAUAUGGAACAUGUUUACCAGUUUGUUCUUGUGACUUUGGAACUUGUGUGGAACCAUGGUCCUGCGAAUGCUUUACUGGAUAUAGGAUGACCGCUGUCAAUGUAUGUUCUCCUGUAUGCUCUAGUGGAUGCUAUAAUGGAACUUGUGUUAGUCCAGACGUCUGCAAAUGUGAUGAUGGAUGGGAACUGAUAAAUGGAAAUACAUGUGUUCCAAAAUGUUCAACUUCAUGUCAAAACGGCACCUGUGUAGCUCCGGAUACAUGUGAAUGUGAUUCAGGAAAUGAAUUCGUUAAUGGAUCAUGUCAAAUAAUUGAUACAGAGGCGAACACUUCUGAAACAACAACAAAUUCAGAUAACGAGGAUUAUGAAAAUGUCACAGAAGCUGAGCUAUCAGAUGAUCCAAUAGAUAAUACGACUGUGUCUAAUGAUUGUUUAAAUGAUAGUUGUUCGAGUACGGAAAAGAACAAAGAAGAACAUAGUUAUUUUAAUGUUACUUCUGAUUUAGCCCAGCCAUAUGAAGAUCACAAAGCCCUGGAUUGGAUAUAUUACUAUGUGAUUCCUGCUUUGGUUCUCAUUUUGAUCCUCAUCAUAAUUCUGGUAUGGAAAAAAACAUCAAUAUCUAAUCAUUUCACUGGAGGUAGUUAUAUUGUAGAAGGUGAUAAGAAAAGUGCUCCAAACAACAUAAGAUUAUCUGAUAUAGCAGAGAUCAAAGGGAAGGAUAAAAGCAAUUGGUGUUACGAUGAAAUUUAAUACUUAUUCUUUUAUACAUUAUCACGAAAGUAUACACAGGUGGAUAGAUUAUAUAUUUAACAUCGGAAUGAAAACAAAUGAUGAGAAAACUAAAACCCUGCUAAAUUAUGCAGGUACAAAAAUAGCUUAUUUCCAUGAUAAAAGACAGACAACUACUUUUAUUUAACUAGAUCUCAAAAAACUGGCUUUUCUCAGUGUUAAAUAAUUCAAAGCAUUUCUACAAACUUCGGUAAACUUCAAUAUAUUGUUAUAGUUCUUUAAGCACUUUGAAGCAAAUGCA
Messenger RNA from Amyelois transitella, 1422 nucleotides. Its product is annotated as prion-like-(Q/N-rich) domain-bearing protein 25. Bases 27 to 1142 code for a protein of 371 amino acids. Lineage: Eukaryota; Metazoa; Arthropoda; Insecta; Lepidoptera; Pyralidae. The transcript has 6 exons. The record is from RefSeq and is a predicted model, not a curated record.